ACACAUGGAAGAGUUGAGCGCUAUCAUUUCUCCGGUCGGUGGUUUGAGAAAGAGCUGGAUCCAUCUUCUGCACACCCAUAUAAAGCAACAGGAGUACAGAAAUAUUAAACAGUUAACUCCGCUGACCCCAACGCGCUCGAGACGGGCAGACAGGCGCGACACGGCGCGUGUCUUUUAAGAGAAUUUACAGGGAACAUACUUGGAUCUGGAUAAUCAUGAGUGAGCGCUUUGACUGUGACAACUGCAAGGAGUCUCUGUAUGGCAGGAAGUACAUCCAGGCAGAGGACAACCCUUACUGCAUCCCUUGCUACGACAGCCUGUUUGCAAACACCUGUGAUGAGUGCAAGGAGCUGAUUGGUCACGAUUCUAGAGAGUUAUUUUACGAGGACCGUCACUAUCACGAGCACUGCUUCCGCUGUUUCCGCUGUGACCGCUCUCUGGCCGACGAACCCUUCACCAGCCAGGAUGACGCUCUUCUGUGCAACGACUGCUACUGCAAUGAGUUCUCCUCCAAAUGUGUGGCCUGCGACAAAACUGUCAUGCCUGGCACCAGGAAGCUUGAGUAUGGCGGCUCCACAUGGCAUGAGGGCUGUUUCAUUUGCAACAGCUGUCAACAGCCAAUUGGCUCCAAGUCCUUUAUCCCAGACAAAGACGACCACUACUGUGUACCCUGCUAUGAGAACAAGUUCGCACCACGUUGUACUCGAUGUAAACAGGCCCUAGCUAAAGGUGGUGUGACCUACAGGGACGAGCCGUGGCACAAGGAGUGCUUUGUGUGCACAAGCUGUAAGGUUCAAUUAGCCGGCCAGCAUUUCACUUCUCGCGACGACAGCCCGUACUGCAUCAAAUGUUUUGGCAACCUGUACGCUAAGAAGUGUGUAGCCUGCAACAAACCAAUCACAGGUUUUGGCGGAGGGAAGUACAUCUCAUUUGAGGAGCGGCAAUGGCACCAGUCCUGCUUUACCUGCUCUCGAUGUUCUGUGUCACUGGUGGGCGCAGGCUUCUUCCCUGAGCAAGACGAGAUCCUUUGUCGCAACUGCAACAGCAACCUAUAGAACAGAGCUAACUUCUACACACCUCUCCUCACCACAACACAAUCACACACACAUGUACACAUACAUCUCUUAUUCAAAACCUCUGUUCCUUCACAACAACUUCUGAAAGAUCUCUCUUAAGACAUACCCAUGGUGAUACUGGAACCUCAGCCCGGAACUAUGAAAUAGUUUUGGCAGUGCGAAAGAGAUCACAGCAGACCAGUUUUCUAAACCUCACACACAGCAUUGAUCUUAGCUUAACCACAAUAUUCAAACGUAAGCAUAAAUGCAAAACUCUGGAGGCUUUGAUUUCUGUGCUGUUUUCUGGUUUGUUUUGCUAGUUUAUGACUGAGAUUUUAAAAUGAUGCACCAAGGAGUGCCUUUGAGAUGUGAAAGCUACAAUACAAACUUAUGAACCAUACCUAGUGCCUUCUACAAUCCAGAGUCUAUAAAUGUUUUGGUCUCUAAGCAGAAUAAAUAUAAUUUCAUGUCUCGAGUCAACCGAUCUACUAGUUAUUCCCAUUUUUAUUUGUCCUGGCCAUCUGAACUGUCAUUAGGCUAGUAGAAGUCACUAAUGGGUCUGUUUAUAGCCUGUGAAAGAACAUUUUCCUAAAUGCUAAAAGGUCAAAAAGUUUGCCAUUAUGCAAAAGUGACUGAAAUCCCAUUUCUACUUGUUUCCACUUCUCUGUUAUAGAUCAAGUGUAGUAACAGGAAUGGAUACACAAAUUAUUUAGCUUUCCUUGGGAUAACAGCAGCCACUCAUUGAACAUUUAAGCAUUUACAUCAUAUAAAAAAUGGCUGUUAAAUGUAAGGUUCAAUUUGUGAGCACUUUUGCACUGGGGAUACCGUGAAGUCACCCAUCGGUUUCUGAAGAUUUUUGAAGCUUAAAGUAGGCGGUGCCUGCCUUCGCCAUCUUGGCAGCGUGUCACUGCGCAUCACUCGCAGAUAUCCGAAAAUGGGUAGAGAGGCGAGAUGUGGGGGGACCUGAGGUGACUGGUUGCUGAAACCACUCCCGCCUAGCUCGACUCUAGUGACUGCAGUGGCUGUUCAACCGUCACUCAAGUGGCCACGCCCUUAAUUAUGCAGAACUUUAUGGCUUAAUAUCAUUUAAACGGAUGAGUUUUAAAAAAAUGUACCCCGCUCACAGUUGUCAUGAAUGGUAAAAUUAGCUAUACAGACCAGAAACACUUUUUGUAUCAGGCUGUAAACAUAUUAUUUUCUACUGUAAAGUUGGCCAUUUUAACAUGGAGGUCUAUGGGAAUUAACUCCCUUUUGGAGCCAGCCUCUAGCGGCCAGUCGAUGAAUUGCAGUUUAAAUCACUUGCGUAUGGCUUCAUCAGAGAGAUCGGAAAGUUGCCCCUCGGUUUUAGUUCACUAUCUUUCCUAGCAGAAUUUGUCCAUGACAUCAAACGUCAAGUUGCAUGUGCAUUUAAUAAAAUGGAAAUCUUAAAAAGCUUAGCAAUGGCAUAUAGAAAAACCAGAAAUGUUUUUGCAGAACAGAUAUUUGUGAGAAAGUAUGCAUUUUAUAUACAGUUGGACAGACUUGCAUUUGCACUAUGGCUUAAAUUACCUAUAAAAGCACACAAACUAGCUAGAUACAGCACGCAUACACUGUAUAUAAACAAAUUAUCUACUUAUUUCCUUUCUUCUUUUUUUGUUUUUUAGUGUUUAACAAUGCAUCUGGCUACAUUAUGGCCUUAAGUCAUUUUUAUGAACAUUUUCUAAAUAUUCAGAGCAAAUUAAAUAAAACAUUUGUUUAAAUAUGCAAAAAAA
Paramisgurnus dabryanus is the source of this 2806-nucleotide messenger RNA. RefSeq names its product four and a half LIM domains 3a (gene fhl3a). Gene Ontology annotation, molecular function: transcription coregulator activity; actin binding. The record is from RefSeq and is a predicted model, not a curated record. Lineage: Eukaryota; Metazoa; Chordata; Actinopteri; Cypriniformes; Cobitidae. Gene Ontology annotation, biological process: actin cytoskeleton organization. Gene Ontology annotation, cellular component: stress fiber; Z disc; nucleus.